This is a messenger RNA of Hylaeus volcanicus, 11831 nucleotides long. It is a transcript of the gene unc80, whose product is annotated as protein unc-80 homolog. Lineage: Eukaryota; Metazoa; Arthropoda; Insecta; Hymenoptera; Colletidae. Gene Ontology annotation, cellular component: axon; cation channel complex. Gene Ontology annotation, molecular function: monoatomic cation channel activity. Gene Ontology annotation, biological process: monoatomic cation homeostasis. The record is from RefSeq and is a predicted model, not a curated record. The transcript has 51 exons. The coding region runs from base 540 to 11108 and encodes 3522 amino acids.
UCACGAUCCUACAGCGGUGGUGCAUCCACCAUUCCGGCGUGUUCAUCCCCAACGAGAACGAUGCAACUGUGUCACUAGGCCGAGUGGCACGUGAUCCUGUCCUUGCACGGUGCUGCUUCUCGUUGCAUCCGUGGCGACGCUGCAGAUCCUAUCGAAAUAUGCGUGCCUCGAAUUUCCCAAGGAACCCCGACAGUGCGUGAACAACUUCGUUCGAGGGGAAUCAGUAUCGUUGACAGCAAACCCUUAGCAUUGUAUCUAAAUAAUCGAGCUGGCCGAGCGGGGAUAUGGGUGUUUUGGUACGGAGCGAACGUUCCAUUUCCGAUCGAAUCGAAGACAUCCUGUUACAACAUUGAGGGGAAAUUGAUUUAUCGGGUGUCAGGGUCAGGCCGUCGAUGUGUGCCCAUCGCAACGCGGAAAAACCGGCUGAUGUCGCUGGGACCUGAAGGGAAGUACAUUUUUCACUGGCAGGUGAAACACGUGGCGACGUUCUAAACAAUAAAUCGUUUUUCCGUCGAUCGUAUGACGAUUACGCUAAGAACAUGGAUAAACGACGGUCCGUUGACGGAAACCUCCAGGAGCAUGCUUUGCCCAUUCCGGUUCAGAUGUUCCUUUGGCGACAAUUGAGACCAUUCAUUCGUGCGAAAUUGGGAAGGCUACACGAGGCAACAUGCACGUUCUGUCAACACGCCCCAGGCCAUCAUGAGACGAAGGAAGCUUGCAUGUCGCUCGAGAAGGUGUUGGUUCAGAAUCUUCACAACGAUUUGACACCCUCUUUGAGCGUAAUACUGGGCAAUGUGCCACGAUGGCAUUUGAUCCAAACCGCUCUUCCCUACGUUCUCCAUGCCGCGGCCAAUCUUCUGCACAAUAGGAAGGAUUUUCAAACACUCGGAGCUAUGGAAACGACGCUACUUUACAUUCUUCAUUGGAUACUACUCGAUUCCGCCGAAGAAUGCUCCGAAUCUGAAACCGACCCUGGAAAUCCUUUUUAUUAUUUAUUUUCUGUGCCCACUAUGAGCCUAUUCGUCUACCUGUUCGCGCCAUUGUGCAACCACUUGAAAGACAUCGACUUCAAAACCAAUUUACGUUUGGAGAACGGCUUGAAAAUAUGGUCGGCUAUGUGUGAAUGUCGUCAUCCAGAUACGCCUUGUUUCACCACUCAUUGUCGGAUCAAGCCUCAAGCUCUGUGGAAUCGAUCCUUCAAGACUUCCAAACAGCAACAAAUGUCUGACGAUGUUUUUGUAGGAGAAAAUGUCGAAAGUCCACCCAGUCAAUCAGCCAGUGCUUUUUCAGACCAGAGCGCUGACAAACCUUUCUCCACGAAACAGCUGGAUGACGAUAAUUCUUGGGUAUCGUCGCCAAAGGACACAGUAUUCCCUGAAACCAUCCCCGAAGAAAGUUCCGGCGCUGAAGACGAGCAUGUUGUUAUCUUCAGGUUACCGUCCCUCAGCGAAUCAGAAAAGGCGCUCGAUGGGGGCGAAGCUAGCAUCUUUCACGUAGCCAUGGGUCGAACAAAUGAUUUCUCAAAAUCUACCCUGACGAUAGAAAAGGUCACAGCGAUUUCAGGGCUUGACACUUGUAGACAGUACCAAGAGAAGUCUCAAAGCACAGGAGCUGCGGAGAAGGAAAAAGCGGAUAAAAGCCAGAAAACGGAAAAGGAAGCGCAGGAUUCGACGAAAACGAAAACUUCGUUGACGCAACAAUUAUCUCCAGGUGAUUCUGGUCCUACAGGACUGUUGAGUAGCCAUGCUGGUAUCGAAGCAGACGUCCGAGCUGCCACCUUUCUGGACGUGGCUGUUCUUAGGUGCCUUUUCGUUCUUCAGUGGCAGGAGGAAGGCAUUCACUGGGCUCUACAAUUUUUAUAUCACCGAUUACGCACGAUCAACGAAGAAACAUCAGUGCAGCAGAUGCCACGUCGUCGCAGCAACUCGUUGCCCAUACCAAAGAUCGAAGUAUCGAUUUAUCAAAGUCCUGAAAGUAAGAAGAAGGACGUGGCAAAGGAUUUUAUGGAAGUGCCGGAUAUUCGAGACGUUUCUGUGAUAAGUGGUAACGAAAGCGAAACAAACCAUACAAGACGAGGCAGUGAGAAGAAGAAGAGAAUGAAAAUGGCUGAUCUCAAGGCAUUUGUCGAGACGAAAUUAUUAUCGAAGUCGGAAAAGGCACUCGAGAAAAUUGGUCAAGAUGAUCCGAAAAUGCUGUUCGAACAGGACAGCCAUAGAAGCCUCGACACUGGAGACGAUCACUUAUCGAGACGAACUUCGACCACAUCGAAAAUCUUUGAAGCGAAGGAUGUCGAUCGCAUGAAACACCCUACGAAUUUGAUCAAAGGAAAGAGCAUGCCAAGUUUAAGCUGCUUGAUUAACGAGCUGACCGCGGGAGGGUACGUCGGCGAUACUCGUAUCGAGAGGAAGCAAAGUCGAUUCUAUAGCCAAUCGUACACUGCCCCCAACCCUAUCAUCACCGUCACGGAGCACACGCCUUCGCCAUCCCCUGAUUACAUGAAGCGACAGGCUUCGAUCGACAGUCAAUUAGACGUUAUUAGUAUGCGCGGUAAUCGUUUAGAUUCUGAAAGAAAACCAAGUCUCACACGGUCGCAAACAGACUCCAACAUCACGUAUGCUAGCGACGAAGUACCGGAAGCUCCUGGGUCGUCUUGCUACAUCACCAAAGAAGGUGACAUCGACUUGCAAGUAGUUUUAAAGGCCGUCCAUUCAGUUGCGUUGCGAGAUACCAACUGCUGUACCUUACGGGUGUGCGAAAAUAUUUUGAAUUUGGUGGAACUCCUGAUGGAUAUGGGAGUGAUGAAGCAGUGUCUUCGUGAUGAAAUGACGGGUAGUUUAACAGAGUCAGCGACAGGUGUAGAGAAGACAGACACUGGAAAGAAAAAAGAAGCCCCCGACGACGAGCACGACUAUCGUCAGAAUCCAUUGGAAAAGACUAAAUCUUCGUCGCAUAAUCUCCUACUGAAUUGCGUGAUCAGAGUGCUGAGACACCUAGGCUGCCCUCACAGCUGUUCAGAAGGGAUACGCGGGCCCCAGGCCGAUUUUUGUCGUUCCCAAUCGCAAACGAUCCUCGGCAAGUUGCAUCGCGCCAGCUCGAAGCAGUUCUCGCGAUUCCUGAGAUCAAUGGUGCGGGACCAACCAAUACCAGAGAUUCUGGAUUUCUUUCACGCAUACAUUGGAUUCUGCUUGGAUCCAAGUUCGUUGUUAUCUCCACUUAAUCAGAAACGGGGAUCGAGCAAAUCGCCGGAAAUCGGAUCACAGGGAGGCUACCCGGCGAACUACGGUAGCAACUUGAUGGGCAGCACCAUGGUAUCUGGAGGGACACUUGGCAGCUCGAAUGUAACCGGUGCUGCUGGGAACAUGACCACGAACGCUUCCGCGACUGCAGCCUCUAUGUAUGGCCUGGGUAGCCAUAGUUCGCGUGGUAUAGAGGGACAGAUAUUCAACUGUGUCUUCAAGGCACUCGUGACGCGUUUCGUCAAGUCCCUCAAAGAGAUAAAACCUCAAGAAAACACAAGCUUGUACUGCGACCUCCAGCAGUUCAUGGCUUACGUUAAGGAAGUCCACGGGGGUGUCUUCCGUCGCGUAAUUUUGAGCGGAAUCUUGGACUCUGCCGAUCGACCUAACAAAAGGUGUAACAGUAACAUUCAGACGACGCGCGUUAUCAGGCAUAUACACCAAUCAGAUUUGGAGGAACACGCGGAUAUCGGAGGCGAUACUUGUUACACUGUGGAUGACAGAGGAACGCGGAAAUUCCUUUUCAAGAAAAGGAGCACAUCUUCCACUUGCGCUAGUCUUCUUGAAACAGAACUAAGCGAAGAAAAUGCAAAAAUUAGCCAAAGUCCGUUAGGGAACAUACGGAAGAAACAUCACAUACUCACGCCAAGGCAGAGUGAACGCAAUUUGGGAAUAGAGUCCUUGGGUUCUGGGAAAAUUCGAAAGUCUACUCGAUUUCAAAUUGGUGGCAUAGUUAAUUGGUUUCGAAAGGAGUAUGGAAGAACCGAUUCUACCGACAGUCAUGAGAGCAGCGAAUCACCGACGGACGGUAGUUUCGUUAGGCAAUCCAGUUUUCAUUAUGGUUAUUAUUGUCGUAGCGCAUCAAGGUCAGGACGUGGGGUCGGUAUAACCCUGCAGAAGGCAAAGCGUCGAAUGGAAGAUCAACUAAUUAAAAUUGGCUUUGGAAAGAGUAAGAAAAAGGAAAGCCUAGAGGAGGUGGCUGGAAGUUAUUUCAGCAGACGAAAUUCCAUGGAAUUCGGCGAAGCUUCGAGGGAAUCUGAAUUCGUGGUCUUAAAAGAAAGGAGACUGGUGCCUCGUAACGCUGUCCACGAUGGAAUGCUGAGAUUCUCAUUCUUACUGGAGACUUGCCAACCGGGUUCGGUACCCGAUCACUAUCUAAUGGCUGCAAUCCUAGACCUUCCCUAUGCACCAGUGGUCGCACGAGCGUGUUUGCUGUUAGAGUGUGCCCAUUUCGUUCACAUGUGUAACAAAGGACAGUGGCCGGCCUGCAUGAAAACGAAUUUUCCAAUAUUUCGUCCGUCGGUGCCUAUCAACAGUCGAAAUACAACGACUGUGCUUAGCAGAAUUCACGUGAUGCAACGCACGGCUGGAAAGUUGUUUUAUCAAUGGGCAGAGGCCAUUGGCGCACGAUUAGAAGAAUUAUUGCACGAAGACAAGCAGAAUGUUGAUCAAAUGAUAGCAAUGGUUUCUGACGAAAGCAAGCAAAGAGAUUUAAUCAUUGAAGACGAAGAAGAAGAUUUUCUGGAUGAAGCUAGCAUAAACGGUUAUGGUUCUCAGUGUCCCAUUGCGUUGCGUCUCGCAGCCUGUAUUCUCCUAUUGGAGGUAACAGCGUUUUUAAGAGAGACUUAUCAAACGUUGCCAAAAUUUAAUAAACUUUUAACGAAAGAACGCCCACCCCCUUGGGAAAGAAUGUACAGUAGAGAAGCGAAUCGACGAUGGAGUAUGGCACUCUCCUCGAUGGGCCAUUCUCAAACAUCAGCUCAAAGUCUUCAAUCGAUUGUAGGUGAUCGCGAGGUCGCACCGGAACGAAAAAUUAGUUUUGUUCUUUACGAGCCUGACAACGAAUCGGAAGGUAGUAGCAAAUCAACUGUUACAAUUCAAGGGGAGGAAUCCCAAAACGCUGAAAAAGAGAAGGCCAAACGCAUACAACCACCGCAAGGGCGGCCAUUUCUUCUUCGCCGUGGUACCGCGGAAAAUGCAACGGGUUCAUUCAAGAAAAGAAGUUUAAAACUUCGACGUGGUACCAAAGAAGGCAAGGACACUGAAUGCGAGGCUUAUACAGUGAGACGAGCGGAUUCCAUUCAAUCGAAGAGAAAAGUAAGCUCACUGUCAGACAGAAGUGACACUUCUGAGCCUGGUUACGGAGGUGAAAUUAGCGGCGAAGAAUCACCUGGAAUAUUAAUAGACGAUCAACCGCCGGAGAGUCCCAGCGACAGUAACGAAACAGACGAAACCAACAAAAAUUUUCCUUGGAUGAAGGUCUUGGUACAGUUCGCCAAUUCGUUCAACAUCUACUGCUCCCAUCAGAACUUUUGUCAUCCCUACUGCCACAGACGUCAAAUGCGAGCCAGUAGCAGGUUAAUGAAGUCCGUAAGAAAAAUUUAUGGAGAAAAGUUUGGGAUUCUGAACGGCGCAGGAAUGUUCGAUUUCGACGCCGAGAAGAAAGAAGCGAAUAAGAAGGACAAACGUGGCCGCAAAGUCUCUGAGCAAACCAGCACCCAAGUGUCUCCUGUGCGAAGGAAGGACAGCGUAGGAAAGAAAUUCAAAAUCGACAAAAAUAUAGACGGAUCCCAGUCUGGCCGCCUAACGCAACGAGACUCCUCAAAGGACUUAGCUGAUCAAGAUUCGGAGAAGGGAAAGGAGUCCUCCAAAAAAUCUGCUGGAGAGGAAUCUGAGAAAGAGAGUCCGGCGAUUUUGAAGUACAUCAAGACUCAAGUGAAAGACAUAUUCCAUGCGCCAUUGGCCACUUUAGUAAAAGGAGCUGUAGUGAUGACGGAGGAAUUAUUUAUCGACGUUCUACCUGUCGCUUGGGAACUCUUGCUAGAAUCGAAUCAAGAAGUCGCAGCUUCGGCUGCCUCUCUCUUCAUAGUUGCUGCAGUACGAGCUCCUAAUCAAGCGAGCGAACUGAUGCAUCACGGUCUUCAACACAGCAGCACCAGCGUGCGAAUAAAUGCGAUACUGAGGUUUCAAGUUCUGUGGAAACUGCGGUAUCAAGUUUGGCCACGAAUGGAAGAGAAUGCUCACCUCACCUUCAAGGUUCCGCCACCUGGGAUAGAGUUCACGUUACCCUCGCCAAAAAUCGGUAUCGAAUCGUUGCCUGUCGUCGAUCCACCUUGGAUGCCUCAGGUGAAAACGAAGGUGGAAGAAGUGACUAUCAAUCAGGAGCAUCAUAGGUCUCUGGUGACGGCAACGAAAACUCGUAAGAAGCAGCAAACUGAACUCAUAAAAAAGGCUUUACAGGCGCAGGAUGAUAAGAAACGAGAAGAGAGGGAAAAUUUUUUGAUCACGACUAUACCGAUUACCGUACAGGCUGCGUACGAACCCAGCCCUGUUGGAGACGAUCACGACGAAGGAAACGUUGGAGACGAAGAUGGAGGUGAAACAAUGCCAAGAAACACGUCUCAUCACGGCCAAUCCGCGCCUUCUUUGUUUCCUUCUUCAUUAUGUUCCGCCAUCGUGCAAAUUAUUGACUUGCUCGACGAUGCUGCUGUCUCCGAUGAUGGAAGCGCCGUUUACGAAGUAGCUUACCAAGUGAUUUGGAACUGUCUUGUGGAAGACAGUGCAUUAUUCCUUCGCUACGUUUUGGAACGGCUAACUAGAGAGAAGCAAGAGUUGAUGUUUAAAAUUUUAAGACACCUCAUUCGUUUUGUGCCAAAGCUACCCCAACAGGCUGCGUUUGCCUUGUACAAUUAUAUAAUCGGGUACGUUAUGUUCUAUGUACGUUCUCCACACGAGGAAGGACAAAAACUAAUUGGAACAGCGCUUUCUAUCUUAUGGAUGGUGGUGCACAGUGUGCACGGGAUAAUGUUCAAAGAUUUGAAACAAAUUUUAAGAAAGGAGCAGUGCGAUGCUUCAAUUUUGUUAACUGCAAACGUGCCAUCCGCAAAAAGAAUCGUAGUACACGGGCCACAAGACCCGGAUGCAGGAGGAAUUCCUUCUCAGUUUCCAGUACAGGAAGACACACAGUUUUGCCAGAUACUUCGAGAAUCAUUGGACUUUUUUGGCAUAGAAGAAUCGAAACAUCGAGAAUACUUCCUCGUUGACUACAAAACACAUCAAAUCCGCAAUCCGUCGUCGUACGUUCGCGAUUACUACUUCUUCAAAGGCAGGUCUCAGUUCUCUGAGAUCGAAUUAGUUCACAUGAAACCGGAAGACGCGUUCAAUGCACUGCAACGCCAGGAACUGGUUCACAAGUUCGUCGAAAUUGGAAAGGUCCUGUUGACCUGGGCGAUUUUAAAAAACGUCGACAUGGUGGUGCAGAGGGUAGUCUUCCUCCACGAAGAACUAAUGAAGCUACCGUCUUUUCCAAGAAGAGCGCUGGAAGCCGACUUGGAUUUGUACAAAGGUGGUGAAAUAGGCAGAGAACUCCUUGGUCUGGACGUGAUGCACAAAUUUAUGUGGGUAAAACUAAUUGCGAGGAUGUUCGAGGCGAUGGCAGGCAACUUCGCUUAUUCAGGGGACAUCCACCUUUUCCUAAAUGUUUUGAACGGCGCAAUCAUCAUUCACAGUGAAGACUCCUGUAUUUUACGUUACGUGGUCGCCACGUAUAUUAACGCAGCGCACAAUUUCAAAAAUAUUUUCUCGACGAACGGCUACCUGCUAAUUAUGCCGACGCUAUUGCAAUUAUACUCGACUCACCAAACGAAUAAAUUAGUGACAACUACAGUGGAAUACGCCGUCAAACAAUUCUACUUGAUGAAUCGGAAGCCAUUUAUCCUUCAGAUGUUCGGAAGUGUGUCCACCAUAUUGGACACGGAUGAGGCGAGUGUUCACGGAGAAGCGCACAAGGUCCCUGCUACGUGUCUUUUCAAUUUGUUGUUAAGUUUGGAGACUCCAUCGCCGGACCCUUUACACAUAGACGAAUUGGUAAAAGAAGAAAAGCCAUUGAAAGCUAUCGACUUCUGUUACCACGAUGAGAACGAAAUGGUUAAUGUAUUAGAUUGUAUAGCAUUGUGCGUAAUGGUGAUAGCUUACGCACCUGACUCUGUCAGGGGACAACAAAUGUUGAUUAUACUGGAAGCGAUUCUACCGUGCUACGUUCAACAAAUUCAAUCUCCCACUUACAACAGGGACGGAAGAACUGAGAAAGAAAUAAUAAAUCAAUUAGCCAUAGCAGUGAAGACUUUGGUUAACAACUCAGAGGCGCUCACAAAAUAUUAUAAUGGCCCACAAAAAUCGAGCCCGGAACACAAAGGAUCCAGUCAAAAAAAUUACGGGAAAGGUCCGUAUUCGCCUGGUUUUGAUUUCGAGGACGAAACUCACACCACUAAGUAUAUAGAGCACUCUAAAGUGCGAACUUUUUAUGAACGAGAUAACGACGAUACUGAAAGAUGUCACAAAAAUGAGUUUCGACGACCACGUGACACUUUAUUAAACAUGGUAGGGGACUUUGUAGCUCGAUGCUCGGCUCGUUUGAUAGAAUUGAACAAAAAAUCUCAGGAUGGGAAAAUGAUCGAACUAUUGGAUUCGAAAUGUCAUAUACGAUUAGCAGACAUUGCUCACACUCUCUUGAAAAUAUCUCCGUACGAUGCGACCACAAUGGGUUGUCGUGGUUUGAGAAGAUACAUGAACGAUAUUUUACCCUCAACCGAAUGGUCAAACGACGAUAUGAGACCCGCGUUGACAAUUAUUUUAAGAAGACUCGAUAAAACCUUCAGUAAGAUACACAAGAAAGCCUCCAUUAGAAGAAAUACUGAUUGGACCGCGGCUAGUGAUCUCUUGAAAGGAGUUUACGAAACGUUGUCCAGAUGCCCUUACAUUGCACACUUUCAAUAUUUGAAAACAUUGCUGAGCACCUGUCAGUCAUUAAUUAUUGGAGAUACUCCGCCGGAAGAUGUGACUUCAGCUUCCUCGGCGGCUUUAAUGAGCAAAAUACCACCGCAACAUUUCUGCUCGACGGUGCUUCGAUUGAUAGCUCUUCACGUGAUAUCCCUCAGUGAAGGAUAUUCUCUUGAGAAUGUAUGCGGCGGUCACGCUAUGUUUGCUAGUCAAACUCGAACGGAGAACAUACUCCUUAACUUAUUAAUACCGCUGUUCCUGCGUGUAGGGACUGGAAGGAAAGAUGUGACGAAACUAAGGCAAUCGGACAUAAACUUUGCUCUAACCGCGGUGCUGAUUACUCUGUGGCCACCGAGUACGAAGACAGUGCCAAUAACUACUCAGAACUUAAAAACCACAACGGACAUGAGAACUGGUAGUUUGACAUUUGUAGCGAGAGAUUCAAAGACUUCAACGAAAACAUCGUUGACGUUGUACCAAGUUGCUUUUUUGGCUUUGAAAAUAAUGACGAUAUGCUUCGAAACGGAAUUGAAGACCGAGUGGACAAAAAUUCUACGCACAAUGCGUUUAUUAAAUAAACGAAACGAAGCUUCCACUUACCUUUGGAAUUUUAUAGAAUUCGUGGUCACUCAUCGCACCGCUUUGUACAUUCAAAUGCUUCCGUUCAUCGUUCACAAGAUCGGCCAGGCACCGAUUUCGGAACACGAGAGAAACAUGCAGAGUAUCAUACGUACGAAAAUUAACGGUGACACUAAAACGAUACCGAAAUCUCGCAGCACUCUGUUGACCGAUCUUAUACGCGAACUGAAAGACUUGAAGGACGAAAUUGAGGACAGAAGAUUCGAUGAAAUGCAGCCAGAGCCAAAGAGAAGUGUCGCAGACAUGCAUUCCGCGAACGAAGGACAGCCUCGUACACAAAGACCAUCGUUGUUGAUAGAUCUUCUGACCGGAGAUCUUGGAUCCAGAGCUCAUAUAAAUCGUACACCUGCGGAAACUCCAAUUUCGCAUUCCACAGCCCCUCAAUCCGCCCCUCAUUCGACUCAUCAGUCAAAUUCCAGUGGCACUGUCAAGGCGAUGCAACCGAGUCAAGCAUCGGCGCCGCUAAACGGUAUACAUACAGCACGUGGAUCAGUUUCGAGUACAAGCGUGGGUUCCUCCACUCUUCGCGAGUCCAGUGACCUCGGUGUUCCAGAGACGCACAUGGAACAAACGCCCACAGAUAAAUCCCAACCACCUUCUACUAGUGAUGAACGUAACCAUGUUAAGCCUCAUCCUAUAUUAACUCAUCAAAAGGCACCAAAACUGCGCUUUCUCUCUUCCAUAGAAUUUAGGCACUCAUCAGGAGAAACAAUGACGAGUCAGCUCAGCCCGACCAGUCCAAACGAGGACAGUUCAGUUGAAUCCCGUCCAGACAAACCUCGAUUACAACGUUGUACGGGUCAAAGCAAGAAGACUUUUCGUUUGAGAAAGAGUCGAAGAACACACAUUGAAGUAUCGCAAGUGGGGACAGAACAAAUCGACGACACACCACACGUACCAAUAACGACUCAACUAUCGGUACGAACGUCACCGAUGCCAUCAAUGGAACCUUCGACGUUCAACAUCCCUUCAGAUUCAUCGUCUAUUCGUUCAAGACGAAGUUCGUCCAUCCGUCAGUCAGAUUGUGAAAAGAGUAAUAACAUACCAAUCGAUCAACAGCAAAUGCACGGCGGUCUUCAUCAUCAUCACCAUCACUACCAUCACUACCACCAUCACCUGAAUCUUCAAACAUCCGAUGUCUCGUGGGAUGAAGACACAUCUAGUACGUCUGGUUAUCGUGAAUCGUAUAGCAUGCAACUGGUAUCGUUAGAAAGCAGUAACAAUAACAACCGCCCGAUUCAAGCACCACCGUUGGCAUCGCCAGAUUUAAACGACAUGCCUUCAACCAGUAGCACUACGACGAACGUUAUAGCCUUCGAUGGCAGUUCACCGGAUUGUUCUAUUAAUGGAAGUGGCGGAGAAAAAACAGCAUUAUUAACUUCUAGCCAAAGAACAACUUCUCAGCAUUCCUUACUGAUAGUUUUUCCAAAUCAGGAUGAGGACACGUUGAUAUAGGUAGUCAGCGGACACAGUUGGUGUUUCCUGUUACGAGACUGAUUAAGGUAUCAAUAACCUCUAAUUGCUAACGGUAAGUCUUACUAUAAUUAAUAAAUUUAGAGACAAAACUAUUCUCCCACCUGGCGUCCUCAAGAACUCAGUUUGUUAACAACAGCAUCUUCAUUCUAUUUGAAUUCAAAUCUUAACCGCUUCACUAGUACCAUCUUCUGGUGAAGUCAAAGAACUAAGUACUCCUAAUUCAAAUAGCACACUCAAAAUACUUUCUUAAAGUCAAACUAUACAUAUCUCUACUAUCAUUAUUUCUUAAUUUGGUAAUAAAUUAAUGGUGCUUUGUUUCUAUGAAUAUACUGUUAUAUAUUAUGUAGAAUUACUUUCUUCAUGCAAACAAUUAAAAGUUGAUGGCAUUAAUUACUAUAAAAAGUACGUUAGCAGUUAAAGGUUUAGUCGAAAUAUAAUGUAGAGAAUUAAUCGCGAUAAUAUAGAGUGACUGCAAAUUCAUAAAACUACUAAUAUGGUGUUCAAGAGUUUUCAUUGUUUUCCGCUAAUCGGAAAGACCAAUUAAAGAUACAUAUGUCGAGAGCCUAGCCUUGUGAUCACAGAAUACUUUGUAAUACGUACAAUUAGCGAACGAAAUUACGACCACAUGGACAAUUACACUUUGUAUAAAACGAUUCCCUGUAAAAGUAAGUGGAUUUGAAAUAAAGAUUUAUUGAGCAUCGA